Molecule: messenger RNA, 288 nt
Organism: Gloeophyllum trabeum ATCC 11539
Lineage: Eukaryota; Fungi; Basidiomycota; Agaricomycetes; Gloeophyllales; Gloeophyllaceae
Product: riboflavine-aldehyde-forming enzyme
Exons: 2
Source: RefSeq, a predicted model, not a curated record
AACUCACGUUCAUCCACAGCAACGUGGUUCACCCCCGGCCUCGGCGCGUGCGGCGCCAACUCGCUCUCCACCGACUUCGUCGUCGCGCUCUCGCCGUCCGACUACGCCGCCGGCGCGCACUGCUUCACGCACAUCACCGUCAACUUCAACGGUGCCGCCACCGACGCCACCGUCUUCGACCUCUGCCCCGGCUGCGCGCCGGGCAGCAUCGACCUCUCCCCUGCCGCGUUUAGCGCGCUCGCGAGCCUCGGCGCGGGGCGCGUCAAGGUCGACUGGGCCUUCGCUUAA